GCUCUCCAAUAAUUGCAAAGUCAAGAACAAUUUACUCAACAGCGCUAAGAUUAACUCUUUCGAGAUGACUGUUUGAAGAAGAGAUAUUUGGCUUCCGUCUCGCUCCAGCAUGUCCCUCUGUGCGUCGUCCCACAAGGAAUGUUCUCAGUUGCCACUGAUCCAAGACCUCGGAUGUAGCAAAACAGAAGCGAAGAGCUCCACCUCCGAGCUUGGCUCGCCCGUCCCUUUCAGCUGCAGCCAGUCCGCUUUGGCUAUAGAGCACAGCCCGAUUUACAUCCCAUCCUCUUAUAUGGAAAGUAGGCAGGACUAUUCGGCCAUGGCGUUCUACAGCCCUGCUGUGAUGAACUACAACAUUCCGGCCAAUUUCAGCGAUUCGGAAAGUGCUACUUUAAGGCAGACCGGGAGUCCGAGCAUGUUGUGGUCUGGUCCUGGUCACAUCUCUCCUUUGACUUUGCACUGCCAGUCCUCGGUUUUAUAUGCAGAGCAGCCCAAGAGCCCGUGGUGUGAUGCAAGGCCCGUGGAUCAUGUCCUGCCUAUGCACCGGGAGACAAUGAAAAGGAAGCCCCACGGAAGUGACUGUACCAGCCCCACUACCAACAGCCCUGGCUCGAAAAGGGAUGCCCAUUUCUGUGCCGUGUGCAGCGAUUAUGCCUCCGGAUAUCACUACGGCGUGUGGUCAUGUGAAGGCUGCAAAGCAUUCUUCAAAAGGAGCAUUCAAGGACACAACGAUUAUAUUUGUCCAGCCACGAACCAAUGUACAAUAGAUAAAAACAGGCGUAAAAGCUGCCAGGCCUGCCGACUCCGGAAAUGCUACGAAGUAGGGAUGAUGAAAUGUGGUUCAAGAAGAGAGCGCUGCGGAUAUCGUAUCGUACGCCGCCAUCGCAACUCAGAAGAUUCGAUGCAUUGUGUAAGCAAAGUGAAAAAGAGCAACGAAAGCAUAAUCCAAGUGAAAGAGGUCGUUGUCAACACACUGACCCCGGAACAGUUCGUUUCCAUAUUACUUGAAGCUGAGCCGCCGAACGUGUUGGUGAGUCGUCCCAACAAACCAUUUACGGAAGCUUCUAUGAUGAUGUCCUUGACAAAACUUGCAGACAAAGAACUGGUCCACAUGAUUGGCUGGGCCAAAAAGAUUCCUGGCUUUAUAGAGCUCAGCCUAUAUGAUCAAGUCAGGCUUUUGGAAAGCUGUUGGUUGGAAGUGUUAAUGGUGGGCUUGAUGUGGAGAUCCAUCAAUCAUCCUGGCAAGCUCAUCUUUGCACCAGAUCUUGCGCUCGACAGGGAUGAGGGGAAAUGCGUGGAAGGAAUUUUGGAAAUCUUUGACAUGCUCUUGGCGACGACUUCAAGGCUUCGAGAGCUGAAAUUGCAGCACAAAGAAUAUCUCUGUGUCAAGGCGAUGAUCCUUCUCAAUUCCAGCAUGUUUCCAUUGACUGCUACAGAAGAACCUGACAGCCAUAAGAAGCUGAACCGCCUGCUCAACGGUGUGACGGACGCUUUGGUGUGGGUCAUUGCAAAGAGCGGCAUCCCUUUGCCGCAACAGACGACUCGCUUGGCGAAUUUGCUGAUGCUGCUUUCGCAUGUCCGACAUGCAAGUAACAAAGGAAUGGAGCACCUUCUUAGCAUGAAGUGUAAGAACGUUGUACCAGUCUAUGAUUUGCUGUUGGAGAUGCUCAAUGCCCACACUGUUCGAAGCCACAGGAAAAUGCCCAUUUCAAAUAUCGAGACUAGCACAUUGGAACAAGCAGAGACGACAGAUGGAGCACCACAGUGAUUUCAUCAUGCCGUGGAAAUCCAGGGACGUGCAAAGAACAGAGAUCAAGACUGGAAGUCCGGGUGUUUACUUUAUAAAGAAGACACCUGUGUCUUGAUUUCUCUCCUAAUGCUUCAGUCCUUUUUAUUUGACCGUAUGCUUUUUAAGACUGGACUUUGUGUAUGUCAGAUUAGAAUGUCUUGGAAAAGCCUCACGUGGUUGGAAUUGGACAACGUCCCUGUGAUGGUGGCUUUAUCAAAUGUUGCACUUCUGGAGUGCCUUCUAAAGGAGACUGUUGAAGCGCCGUACGAGCCUUAAGUUUCAUGAUAUCCUACUUGGGUGGCAGAGAAACUCUUUCUUUUUUCAAGUUGGAUGACGCACAAGCGAAGGAUCUCGCUGCAAAAAUCUGUUGGGACAGAAAACAGAAGCAACGUCUUCUAACAAGUAACUGAACGGUUUAAUAUGAUGCUUUACACGAAUGCUUCAUCAUAUGAAACAUGCUGCACAUUAAUAGCAGGCAGGAAGGAUCCUGUUCAUAUUAGAAAUUCACGCUGAUCAACUUUUCGAGUUUACUGCAAUAGACAUGAAUACGUUUUUGUUUUGUGCAAAUACGCCUUGGAUAAAUAGAAGGACAUGGAGCAGGUCCUCGUAUUUAAUUGAAAGGUCCUGGA
Molecule: messenger RNA, 2415 nt
Organism: Elgaria multicarinata webbii
Lineage: Eukaryota; Metazoa; Chordata; Lepidosauria; Squamata; Anguidae
Gene: ESR2
Product: estrogen receptor 2
Exons: 9
Coding region: 110-1765 (551 amino acids)
Biological process (GO): estrogen receptor signaling pathway; cellular response to estrogen stimulus; regulation of transcription by RNA polymerase II
Cellular component (GO): nucleus; chromatin
Molecular function (GO): nuclear estrogen receptor activity; nuclear receptor activity; steroid binding
Source: RefSeq, a predicted model, not a curated record